AUGCCUUUAAUUGCUGAAUAUGGUGUGCUCAAUGUUGUUGGAAACUAUCAACGUGUCAAACGGUUCUCUAGGUCUGAAGCCGGGGUUACUCAUGUUUUAGUAACUGAAGGCGCUAGCUAUAUCGGUUCCCAUGCUACAGUAUGCCUUCUCAAGGACUCUUACCGUGUAACUAUAGUGGAUAAUCUCUCUCGUGGAAACAUAGUUGCAGUCAAGGUUCUUCAAGAAUUGUUUCCUGAACCCGGGAGACUUCAAUUCAUUUAUGCUGAUUUGGGAGAUGUAAAAGCCGAACACAAAAUCUUUUCAGAAAAUGCAUUCGAUGCGGUUAUGCAUUUUGCAGCGGUUGCAUAUGUUGGGGAGAGUACUCUUGAUCCUUUAAAGUAUUAUCACUAUAUUACAACGAAUACGCUGGUGGUACUGGAGGCUAUGGCCGCACAUAAUGUUAAUACUUUGAUAUAUUCGAGCACAUGUGCGACUUAUGGAGAGCUUGAGAAGAUGCUGAUUACCGAAGCAACUCCUCAGUUUUGCAGUGAGAAACAUCACCUUCAAGUAGCAGCUGCUGAGAAGAUCGACCAGCUCAUGUCGGAGUUGGAGGCCAGAGGUUACGAUGGGUUUAACCUGGUGCAGAGGAUAAAGGAGGGAUUCACUUGGUUUAAAAAGAAGAAACAUAAACUCCUAUACAUACCAGAACCGACACCCAGAACCAUUUGCUCAUCCCUACUCGAGACUGAUUGCAUAUAUGUUAUUGUGUGCUUUUUAUUAAGUGUUUUUUUCUCGAAAUAGUCUGCUAUAUACUUGGAUCGUGUAUUAUGACUUUGGGUAUGAUUUUCUUCUUUGUUAAUAACCAGCAUGAACCAAUAUUGGCGCUGAAGAUGGCAUAUCUGACCCUUCGCUUCUUCGCAGUGGUGUUUCUUUUAUGCUAAAACGUGGUGGAUUCUUGAGACGAGUUGAGCAACUCACUUGACAACUGAUACAUCACCACCGAGAAAAAGAUUCCGGUAACCCAAAUCCAUCGAUUUUCGCCGGUAACUUGACAACUGACUCGUCACUGUCGAGAUCAAGAUUCUGGAGUCAAAAUUUGCUCACAUAGAGGGUUAAGAAGGUUUUGAUUCAUCAUUCAUAGGAUAUGCAGACGAAGUCGUGGAGGAACGUAUUGCAGACAAUGAAGUGAUAUUGAUCAAAGGAACUAAAACCACAAGUGCAUGGAUUAAAACCUGGCCGAACUUUUUCUUUUUGUUCAUUUUCAUCGAGUCCUUUCUAUUUUAACUAUAAAAAGAAUUAAAUUAUCUAUUUGACCUAUUUAUACUAACAAAGAUAUUAAAAUCUUCAUUGAAGACAUUAUUGAUUUGUUGAGCUUGAACAGACUGCAAAACCGAAGUUGCUAUGCUAUCCUACAAAAUGCCUCUCCAAGGUAUUAUUUCAUGUAUGUUACCUAACUGAAUGAUUGUAAAUCUGUCAACGAAACAGGUUACAUUUAGGUUACUCUAUACAGAUUUUCAUUUUCAUUAAAUAAAUCCAACAAAGACAUGGCAGAUGAACAUCAACAAUGAAAAAAAGGAAUUAUUAUACCUGAAUUUCCUAGACUGAUGAACCGUAUGAUGGAGAAAUUAGGAAUGCAAAUGGAUGCAAUCUUGAGACACUUAUUGAAAUCCAGUAAAGGAAGUUAUCAUCUGAUUAAAGGAUAGAUAUAAAGAUGUUGAAGUAUGAUGGACAAGUAAUUAUUGUAUGUUGACUAUUUGAUACACCUUUAACUAUCGUAACAUAUUUAUAUAAUGUUAUAAUAUUAACUAACUUUAAUUUGUACUAAUGGAUUUAAGUUUUACU
Helianthus annuus (common sunflower) is the source of this 1821-nucleotide messenger RNA. Its product is annotated as probable UDP-arabinose 4-epimerase 2. Gene Ontology annotation, cellular component: cytosol. The transcript has 8 exons. The record is from RefSeq and is a predicted model, not a curated record. Gene Ontology annotation, molecular function: UDP-glucose 4-epimerase activity. Bases 1 to 780 code for a protein of 259 amino acids. Gene Ontology annotation, biological process: beta-D-galactose catabolic process via UDP-galactose, Leloir pathway. NCBI's taxonomy places the organism in Eukaryota, Viridiplantae, Streptophyta, Magnoliopsida, Asterales, Asteraceae.